Messenger RNA from Lonchura striata (white-rumped munia), 1656 nucleotides. The record is from RefSeq and is a predicted model, not a curated record. NCBI's taxonomy places the organism in Eukaryota, Metazoa, Chordata, Aves, Passeriformes, Estrildidae.
CACAUGCUGUUCCCUGCAAGACAAAUUCCUUGGAAAGCUGUGGCAAGGAGCUCAGUGGAGCAAUGACUGAGCACAGGAACUCUCCCCUGUCUCCCUCUUGAUCUUCAUCCUUGGCAACUCCUUCUUGCUGCUGUGGUGGGGUUUCUAUUAAAUUGUAAGAGCGCGGCCAUGGGGGACGCGGCACCAGCCCAGCCGCCCGAGCCCAGGGCUGCUCGCCGCCACCUCUUCGAGGCCAGCAUGAGGAGCAUGGCCAGGAGGCUCAGAACUUUCCAGCAGUGGCCCCGCACUGCCCCUGUGUCCGCCCGAGACCUGGUGGAGGCUGGAUUUUUCUACCUGGGCCCCGAAGAUGAAGUGCAGUGUUUCUGCUGUGGUGGUAUCCUGAAGGACUGGAGACCUGGUGAUUGCCCCAUGAUAGAGCACCUGCGUUUCUUCCCUUCCUGUAAAUACCUCUCUGGUGAGGAUGUUGGGAACCAGGAGAUGCUGUCCCUGCAGGAGAUCUUUGACACUGUGGAUGGGCAGUUCCUGAGUGUCUUGCAGGGGAUAGUCAGUGAGGAGACAGCCCAGCCCAACGAGCCAGAGUACCCCGAGAUGGUGACAGAGGAGAUGAGGCUGUCUACGUUUGAGAACUGGCCACAAAAUUCCAGCAUGCAUCCAGAACAACUGGCUAGAGCAGGGUUCUUUUACACAGGACGAGGAGAUGUAGUGAGGUGUUUUUACUGUGAUGGAGGCGUGAGGAGCUGGUCCUUUGGAGAUGAUCCUUGGAGGGAACAUGCCAAAUGGUACCCAGAGUGUGAAUUUUUGCUGCACUCAAGGGGGAGAGAAUUUGUUAACAGCGUUCAGGCGACAUUUUCUGGCACCCUGCUGGCUCCAAGACAUUCCUGGGAUCAGACUGAGCAAGACUCCUCUUCCUCCCAAGGUGCUGUUCAGAGAGAGACUGGAACAUCAAGACAAGAAAUGCGAUCUGUGCGGCAGAAGGAAUCAGAUGAGUCUCAGCUGAGCACAGAAGAGCAGCUCCGACGCCUGCAAGAGGAGAGGACAUGCAAAGUGUGCAUGGACAAAGAUGUGUCUGUUGUGUUUGUCCCCUGUGGCCACCUGGUAGCUUGUGAAGAAUGUGCCCUCAAUUUGAGGCUGUGUCCCAUCUGCAGGGCUGGCAUCCAGGGCCGUGUGAGAGCCUUCAUGUCCUGAGCCGUGGUGCACCCAAGGGGAAGAGAAGUCCAUAAAACUCACAACUCAGCAGAGGGAGAAAAUAAGUCAAUAGUUUGCUGGCGCAAUCUUAUUUGCAGGGUAGCUUGGCAUAAGGGUAAAAACUCACUAAAUGUGGCUCCUGUGCACAGUGUUUCUAGGAAGAACUGCUGGUUUUAUUUACUCUUGCUUUAGGACUGCUCCAGGAAAACUCUGCUGGGUUCUUUUGUCCUCCAAAAUGAGGUUUUUAUUGUCAAGAGAUUCUCCUUCUCCACAUUUUUGUGUUCUCAAGUGAAUCUUUGCCCUGUGCUGAAAUCAAAGACUGUUUUCAGCAGACUCUCUGGUUCUUUCUCACUCACUUAACAGUUGUCUAGAGAUUGUUCUUUUAGUGAUUCCUUCAGGAAGUUUGAUUGAAAACUGGAGUAUUUUUUGUACAAAAUGCAUUCCAUUGGGACUAGAAUACUCAGCAACAAU